CAGUACGUUAUUUAUGAUGCUGUACGGUCGGUUAGCUUCAGUGACCCACCUAUCGACCUAAUACGAUACUCUAGCCAAGGAAGUCAGUGCCCCUUCUGAGUAAAUCAUCAUCAUCAUCACAAGUUAGGUGUUGUUGAAUGGCGUCCGACCAGAUCCAGGGAUGGCUCAACAACUGGGAGGGCGACUGCACGCCAUGGCACAUGUCGGAUGUCCACGAGGGUCUGGCUAGGUACUACAAAGUGUUGGUAAACAAGCCUUCAGUCCAGAAUAAAAUAUUUCUUCCAUUGUGUGGAAAAUCUGUGGAUAUCAAGUGGUUAGCUGACCGCGGUAAUGAGGUCGUAGGGGUGGAAGCCGCAGAAAUGGGUUUGGUGGAAUUCUUCGCUGAACAAAAUAUUGAAUAUUCCGUUGAAGCUGCAGCAUCUGUGAAAGGAAAACUCUUCCGGUCACGUGACAAUAAAAUCCGACUUUACUGUUGUGAUAUUUUCGAUUUCUCCGCUAGUGUUGAAUGUGGAUUCAGCGGGGUAUGGGAUCGUGGUUCAAUAGAGGCUCUCGAAUUCGAGGACAGGAAAAGAUACAUUGAAUUAAUGAGAACUCUUAUUAGUUCGGAGACGGGUUAUUUGGCAGAGAUUGUUGAACGUGAUCUGGGUAAGGGGCCGCCAUAUUACGUUACUGCAGAUGAACUCGAGGCUGGCUUUGGGCCCGGAUGUACGGUUACGAAAUUGAUGACUGUUACUAAACUUCCAGAAUACGCGUUUCAUGUUCCGGAUUUAAUUGGUCUCAAUGUUUUGUCCAUUACGUUUAAUUAAAAUCUAAAAGUCUGA
Messenger RNA from Pecten maximus, 821 nucleotides. RefSeq names its product probable thiopurine S-methyltransferase. The record is from RefSeq and is a predicted model, not a curated record. The transcript has 2 exons. Gene Ontology annotation, molecular function: thiopurine S-methyltransferase activity. NCBI's taxonomy places the organism in Eukaryota, Metazoa, Mollusca, Bivalvia, Pectinida, Pectinidae. The coding region runs from base 138 to 806 and encodes 222 amino acids.